AGAAACUGAAACUGAAAGCAAACUCCUCAACUAUCGGUGGGAACAAUUUAUUUGUAACCAUAUACAACAAUUAGUGGUGGAAACUGGUGGUUGAUUUUGCACCGCAAAUUAAGAUGUGGUUAAUGCAUCUCAGCAACGAACGGAUCUGAUGUAAUUUACAAGUAGAAUGGAAGUGAUGGUGUGUGUUUGUUUUCUUGUUCUUCCUCCGUCCAAUCCAACGGACCCCUCUCCCGAAGAAGAAGAAGAAGAAGAACAACAACAACAACAACAAGAAUUAGGGUUUGUUACAAUAUAAUGCAACUGCAAAAUUGGGACAGAAAAGGCGAUUACGAAGGCACGAUGGUUUGGAACUGUGGUGGAGAGUAAUUGAAAAGGCGAUUAAAGAGGAAGAGAAGGAUGAUGGUUUUGGCUGGGGAAGAAUGGGAAGGGUAAAGCUGAAGAUCAAGAGAUUGGAGAACACCAACGGCCGCCAAGCAACGUAUGCCAAAAGAAAGAACGGCAUCAUGAAGAAGGCUACCGAGUUAUCAAUCUUAUGUGAUAUUGACAUUAUUCUUCUCAUGUUUUCGCCAACUGGGAAGCCCGCCCUUUCUUCUGGAAAACGCAGCAUUGAAGAGGUAAUCGCGAAGUUUGCGCAACAAACUCCCCAGGAAAGGGCGAAAAGGAAAUUGGAAAGCCUUGAAGCGUUACGGAAAACGUUCAAGAAAUUGGACCACGACGUUAACAUACAAGAUUUUCUUGGGGCAAGCAGCCAAACGAUUGAGGAUUUGGCUGGCCAAGUGAAGUUAUUACGGACCCAACUUUCGGAUGUACAUCAGAGAUUAAGCUAUUGGGCCAAUCCUGAUAAAAUAAACAACGUGGAUCAUUUGACCCAACUGGAGGAUUCCUUGAGAGAAUCGCUUAAUCAAAUUCGAGCGCACAAGGAAAAUCAGCAGAAGCAUCCUCCAGUACCCUUAGAGUUCACUAAUCAGAUGCAGGAUGGACUGCAUCUACCUUUCAAUAUGAGUGUUGAGCAACAACUUCAACAACUCCAACACUUCUCUUGGAUUCCCAGUGAUAGUCAAAACAUGGUUUUACACGACGAUCCAAACUUUGUUCCUCAUAGGGAUGUGGAGUGCUCAGCAAGUUCAUCCUUUGCUAGUUACCCUGGGUAUUUCGGCACGGGUAGAAGUCCAGAGAUCUCAAAUUCUGGACAAGAAAAUGCCGUCCUCCCUGAACUAAGCAGAACAGAACCUCUAAGGCCCCAGCUAGGAGGACAAAAUUCCUACAUGUCUUAUAAUGUCAAUUUUUUUAAUGACCCGAGAUUUCAACCAGCAGCAGAGAUGAACCUGCCAGUAAAUCCAGUAGAUUAUCACGUUAAUGGGAAUUACGACCCCACCCAACAUAACUACUGGGCUUCAUCUUCUGGUCCUUGUGCUGUUUCAUUGUUAGACGAUCGCUUAUAUCCUUAAUUAUAGCAAUGCUGGAAAAGUUGAUCGUGACAGCUCGAGGAUGAUUUCGAUCUACAUUCAUCUUUACUGAGCAACUAUAGCCUUCAGAAAGAAGUCGAUAGCCUAAUGUACACACAAUUUCAGAACUACCCUCUCGAGGUUGUGACCAGGCAAAAGAGGCUCAGUGCUUACUCUCCAUGAAAUUAGGUUUCAAGGAGUUGUUUUUUGCUUUAUCUCUGUCUGUCUUUUUGGCAGCUAAGGUACUGCCCUUUCAUUUUCUCCGGCUUACAUGGAGCUGUAAAUAAACAUAGCAACAUAGCAGUUCAAAGACAAAUACAAGUUAUAGUUAACUUUCUGUUUCAGUUCAGUUGGCCAAAAUAAAUCCAGCAUGUUUCUCUACUUGUCCAUUCGAUACAAUGUCGAAGGUCAAGAAUAAAGGCAAGUCGUUUCAUGA
Molecule: messenger RNA, 1881 nt
Organism: Momordica charantia (bitter melon)
Lineage: Eukaryota; Viridiplantae; Streptophyta; Magnoliopsida; Cucurbitales; Cucurbitaceae
Product: agamous-like MADS-box protein AGL30
Biological process (GO): positive regulation of transcription by RNA polymerase II
Molecular function (GO): protein dimerization activity; DNA-binding transcription factor activity, RNA polymerase II-specific; cis-regulatory region sequence-specific DNA binding
Source: RefSeq, a predicted model, not a curated record